Messenger RNA from Benincasa hispida (wax gourd), 657 nucleotides. The record is from RefSeq and is a predicted model, not a curated record. Lineage: Eukaryota; Viridiplantae; Streptophyta; Magnoliopsida; Cucurbitales; Cucurbitaceae.
AUGACUAGGUGUAAACCCGCUGACACACCCGUGAAGUAUAAUGCAAAACUUGGUGUUAUAGACAACAAAGUAGUUAACAAGGAAAGGUAUCAGAGGUUGGUUAGAAAGCUAAUCUACCUGUCCCAUACAAGACUAGAUAUUUCAUAUGCAGUCAGCGUGGUAAGCCAGUUUAUGCAAGCUCCCUAUGAGGAGCAUAUGACUGCAGUUGAGCGUAUUCUUCGAUACUUGAAGGGGACUCCUGGUAAGGGUCUGGUGUUCAAAAAGUCUGAAAAAAGGACUAUUGAAGCUUAUACCGAUUCUGAUUGGGCAGGCUCUGUUGUUGAUAGAAAGUCAACCUCUUGUUAUUGCACCUUUGUCUGGGGUAACCUUGUCACCUGGCAAAGUAAGAAACAUGGAGUGGUGGCCAGGGGUAGCGCUGAAGCUGAGUACAGAGCAAUGAGCUUAAGGAUAUGUGAAGAAAUCUGGUUGAAAAAGGUGUUGUCUGAUCUUUACCAAGAUAGUGAGCUUCCAAUGAAAUUGUUUUAUGAUAAUAAAGCAGCAAUAAGUAUCGCAAACAAUCCAGUCCAGCAUGACAGAACUAAACAUGUAGAGAUUGACAGACACUUCAUUAAAGAAAGACUGGAUAAUGGGAGCAUUUGCAUCUCAUAUAUUCCCUAA